Aspergillus novofumigatus IBT 16806 is the source of this 1051-nucleotide messenger RNA. Its product is annotated as SCF ubiquitin ligase complex subunit HRT1. Gene Ontology annotation, biological process: protein ubiquitination; ubiquitin-dependent protein catabolic process. The coding region runs from base 294 to 623 and encodes 109 amino acids. Gene Ontology annotation, molecular function: cullin family protein binding; zinc ion binding; ubiquitin protein ligase activity. The transcript has 5 exons. Gene Ontology annotation, cellular component: nucleus; cullin-RING ubiquitin ligase complex. Lineage: Eukaryota; Fungi; Ascomycota; Eurotiomycetes; Eurotiales; Aspergillaceae. The record is from RefSeq and is a predicted model, not a curated record.
UCAUUUGGUUCAUGCAAACACAAUCAAACAAGCAGUUUCAUCUGUCGUGAGGCUUUCAAUACAGCCGCUCCAUCUCUUAUCAACAGAGGCACGAGUGCACAAGAUCAGAUCAUCUCUUUCUCGUACUACAGCAAGUGACUUCACCGCAACAUCCGAUAAUACCCUGCCAUCACUCCCAACUACGUAAUUCGAGAUUAUUGGCCCUUCCUUUGACCCUUUCACAAAACUGCAGUGAGCCUCGGCAUCUCCUAGAACGUCUCUCUAGAUAGCUAGGGUAAGGAAGAUAUAUCACGAUGGCGGAUGUGGAGAUGAAGGAGGCAACCGCGGGGACUCAGCCAAGGGCAAAAGCGUGUCGAAGAGCUCAGAAGGGGCUAUGGAAUGCCGUCGCUUUGUGGGCCUGGGAUAUCGUCGUCGACAACUGUGCAAUCUGCCGCAAUCACAUCAUGGAUUUAUGUAUUGAGUGUCAGGCGAAUCAAGGUUCAUCAACAACUGAGGAGUGCACAGUAGCCUGGGGAAUUUGCAACCAUGCAUUCCACUUCCACUGCAUAUCUCGCUGGCUCAAAACCCGACAAGUUUGUCCGUUGGAUAACAGAGACUGGGAAUUCCAGAAGUACGGCAGGUAGAUUAAAGAUACGGGGAUUUACGCAAGUCUCAGUUUGUGACUGCUCCUUUUGAUCUCGCAUAACCUAGAAUACGGACUCUAUCGAUCGUUCUGGAAUUUGAAUUGGCUGGGGAAGGACAGUUCGAUGGCGGGAAGCCAACCGGGUUGGAUGGCGUUCACGGUUUUUCAUCAAACGUUGCUUGGCCAGAGGCUUUGAUGCGCACAUUCAAACUCGUCACGAUCGCAAAGAUAAGAUUGGUUUCAUAAGGUACUCGAUUGGUCGGUCAAGGGGAUUAUUAGGAGAUUAUGCAACUUUGACACCGUCAACCAUGAUGCCUGGGCCACCCGCACUCCCUGUCGUGGGAACAAGCCAUUUCUCAGGAUGCUUGUUGUACAUAGGCCAAGGAGGGAUAACAGCCAAUGCCGUCACUAAUGUGCCCGCCAAACCAG